AUGAACAGACCCGUGUCCUUAUUGUGCGGACACAGUGGAUGCCAAGAAUGUAUACAUCAGCUUAUUUCAAAUCAAUCCGGAGGUGGACGGGAAAAGGCGUGUGCAGUAUGUCGGGAGCCAAUCAACGAACACAUGUUGAACAUCAGCAUACCCCUCAGUUCAGUCAUUUCCAAAUUGAAUGUGAAAUGCACAAACGUUGGCUGCUCGUGGGUCGGUGAGCAUGGUUCUAAGGAGAGACAUCAAGAGACCUGCUCAUUCCUCCUUCUGGAAUGCCCCAAUGGCUGUCCUGGAUCGCAUUUGCGAGAUUCACUUGAGCGUCACUUGGAGAUCUGCCCUCAAGAGAAAGUACCUUGCAAGUACUGCACUGCUGAGGUGGAGAGGUAUAUACUAGAUCAGCAUGAACCAACCUGUCAAGAAAAGCCCGGACCAUGUCCAUUAAAUUGUGGCCAUAAUUUGCCCAGGUCCCAUGUUCACCUUCAUUUGGACGAAUGUCCUAAAAGAAUGAUGAAAUGCAGCGUGGCCAGUUGUAACAAUUUCUACCAGUUAGGGAUGGAAAAUGCCCACAACGAACUUUAUCAAGGAAGCCACCAGGCGCUACUUAAGAGUCAAGUUGAAAGUCUUCAGCGCGCGAUUUAUGACAAGUCUCAAGUUGCCGUGAAAAGGGAGUUUUCUAAGCGAAAGUGCUACCGGUGGACAGUGCCGAAGUCGUCAAUCCGAAUUCCAAAGGAUAUUUCAAGUCCACUGUUUGGGUUUGAAAGUCACACAUUUCGGUGCCUGUGGAAGAGGACCUCUGGCCAAAAUAGGCUGUUUCUAAAUGCAGUGUUUGGCUCUUCGCCAAUCACAGUUCAAACAAGGAAUUGCUCCCAGUACCUGGAAUUGUUAUUGCGCAAGCAGAGGAAGGACAGGAAGUACUGGUGGCCAAAAGACAAGUGA
This is a messenger RNA of Pocillopora verrucosa, 933 nucleotides long. Lineage: Eukaryota; Metazoa; Cnidaria; Anthozoa; Scleractinia; Pocilloporidae. The record is from RefSeq and is a predicted model, not a curated record.